Messenger RNA from Manduca sexta (tobacco hornworm), 2720 nucleotides. RefSeq lists its product as uncharacterized. The coding region runs from base 115 to 954 and encodes 279 amino acids. The record is from RefSeq and is a predicted model, not a curated record. The transcript is spliced from 2 exons. Lineage: Eukaryota; Metazoa; Arthropoda; Insecta; Lepidoptera; Sphingidae.
AGAUGAGUUCGCCGUACGCGAUCGAAGUUUGCUGAGAAAUCUGACGAUUUGUUGACGAAUAAUUCUUUGGUCCAUGUUUGUAUCGCUUUUCGGCGGCGAUUUGUAAACCGAGUUAUGGAGUGGUCGAAAGACAAAACAUUGAAGUUGAUCGAGUUGUUGCAGAUGAACGCUACUUUGUGGAACCCUUCGUUAUGCGAUACUCGGCGCGACAAACAAAAACGUAGGGAAGAAAUGCGCGCGAUAGCAGAUAUAUUAGGAAUAUCUAUACCGGACGCUGCGAAGAAGAUUCAACAUCUCCGCACGCAAUACAACAGGGAGUCCGCGCGGGAAGCGAGAGCUCACGCUGAUGAUCCUAACGACAGAUAUGUCAGUAAUUGGUAUGCAUUCGAAUAUCUACAUUUUUUGAAAGACUCCAACAAACCCUACAGAGUAUUUCAUUCAGAGGAGAAUCGAGAUGUUAUCGGUCCUCAAGCGCAUUCAGACAACGUAAAUGAUUGUAAGCUGGUAACCUUGUCUCCACCUGUAAAAGUAGCCCGCACUGACAACCUACAUUCACUGAAACCAGAGAUCAUUUACCCAGCAACUUCAAGAGCAAGAGAUGAGUUCACGGUAUUCGGGGAAUACGUAGCAAACGAGCUACGCUCAUUAAAGGGAGAGAAGAACUUGUUAGUGGCAAAGAAAAAGAUACAAGACAUAAUAUUUGAAGUUAAAAUGGGUAUGAUAUGUGAACCCAGAGCCGAACAUGGAACUGUGUGUACAGUAUUUGCUCACACAACACAGGCAGCACACAAUACCACAUCCAUACAUGGUGGUAAACUGUACACACCGGUGGUAAGCUCACCACCUCACAUAGAGCCCUUACCUGCUCCACACACACCACCAACUACAGGCAUUAGCGAGAUCAUAAUCAAUGGGGCUUGCCAUUAUUCCAAUUUUAAAGUUGAUACUCAAUAGCAGUGCCAUCCACUUCCAGAUGAGGAAGUGGAUAAGAACGAAGGAUACUCAAUUAGACAUUAAGGCUAUAGUUUAAGAUAUCUACAUAGAUAACAGUGGCAAAAUGUAAAAGGGAAUCUGACAACUUAUAGGCACUUAUAUGUAUGUAUGUCGUAAAUUGUUCAAAUGAUGGUCAGAUUUUACAUGGAUUAUGAAAGGGAAGUAAGCAUGAAUUGGGCUAUGUGUACACUCUGCCACUGAUAUAUAAUAAGGUUUAGUUAAGAAUUAAAAUUUAAUUAUUACAUAUCAUUUUAAAAUGUAUGAAUGUUACAAAAGCAGGAUCUAAAUAACUGAUGUAACUUUUGCUGCUAUUAUUUGGCUAAUUGAUAGGAAAAAGAUGCAUUUUUAUGUGAAUGAAGGUUUACGCCAAGUAAUAAGUAUGCAGUAAAAAUAUUAAUACACCAUAUAAAUAUUAUUAUGUUACACAAUAGCUAUUUUUAUCUAUAGUUACAAUACUUAACAAAAUGUUAUUGAACUCUAAAGUGUAACUGUUAUUGUUACAAAAUAUUUUUUAAUUUUUUAUGAUUAUGCUGUUUUUAUGAUUAACACUGCAAGUUAUUUUUACAAUUCUUAUAUUUGCAGUCUAGUCAUGCAAAAUCUUAGAACUACUAAGGCUAUUUCAUAAUUCUUUAUUAAUUAUUUUAUAAAUAUAUGGACAUACUCCAUUCCAUGAUCUCAGUCACUUUGUUUUUUAUUUUAAAAUCCACACUUUUUAUGUAUUGGCAAUGCUUAAUUUAAUAUGGAUUAAGUGUCUGAAUAUUGUUAUAUAAGACUGAUGGCAUAUUCUUAUAAACUAUCUUAACUACUACCAUUGGAUCCAUAGCAAAAAUGAACCAAUCAGAAUAGAGUUUGAAAUGGUUGUAAAGUUGAGUUAUUUUGAUUUAUUUAUUUUUUCUAAUUAAAAUAUUAGUCCAAAAAAUAUUAUACUGAUAGGUAGGUCCUUCAAAUGUGAGGGUCCAUGUGAGUAGCUACCACUGCAUUGUCUAUUUCUUUUGCCAAGCAGCAGAGCGCAUACUCUGUUAUAUUACCGUUUGAAGGACAUUAUAGCAAGGGUGAUUAAAAACUUUAAUAUGGUUUUGUAAUCUACCGCAUACAAAACUCGCCAGAGUAGAAUUAUUCUACGAUUAUAUAUAAUUUUAAUAUUAUACAUAAUAACUGACUACGAAUUAUUAGCGAAGUUAGUUGCGAUCGUUAACAUUUUUAAGAAUAUCUUCUACCUUAGAUUAGUAGACAUGAUCAAUAAUGAAGCCACUACUUCAAAUUAAUAUGAUUAUGGGUACACAUAUAUUACAAAAAAGGCUCCUAAGUUAUUAAAUUGGUGAAUUGAAUGACCGAAUUGGAGGUCUAGUAUUCCAUUAGGAAAAGAUUGUAAUAUGUAACAAUAUUUUUUAUUUUUUAAACACACUAUUUGAUUCGCUUCUUAUGUUCAUAUAUUGCAGAACAACUUAAAAUUUAUAUAGAAACAUUUACAGAAAGGUUGAUAUAAAAUAGUUUAAUCAUGCGUUUUCCUGCUAUGCCCAAAUAGUAUUAUGAUAAAGUUGUCACAAAUUAGAUAAUGGAUGCAAUAUCGAAACGUACGCAUUUGAAUUAUUAAUGGAGUUAUCUGGGAGGUAUACUUAUAUUACCUACCCAAUAUUGGGCAGCAAUUCAAUUCAAUUCUAUUCAUCCACUUUAGUCUAUAUUUAGUCUUAAAUUAUAUCUUCAAGGAAAUAAAGUUUUAUUUAUGC